This is a messenger RNA of Balaenoptera musculus (blue whale), 1110 nucleotides long. It is a transcript of the gene GPR142, whose product is annotated as G protein-coupled receptor 142. The record is from RefSeq and is a predicted model, not a curated record. Gene Ontology annotation, biological process: G protein-coupled receptor signaling pathway. Gene Ontology annotation, cellular component: membrane. NCBI's taxonomy places the organism in Eukaryota, Metazoa, Chordata, Mammalia, Artiodactyla, Balaenopteridae. Gene Ontology annotation, molecular function: G protein-coupled receptor activity.
AUGAUGAGAGGGAGCUGCUGGGACCACCAGAAAAAGCCACAGGUGACCCAGAGCAUGAGACUUGCAGGACAAGAGACAGCUGGCCAGCUACAGGUGACUCUGCCGUUCACACCCAAUGGCAGUGGGCUGAGCCAGGAGUUUGAAGGCGAUUGGCCGGAGAUCCCAGAGAGGUCCCCAUGUGUGGCCGGGGUCAUCCCUGUCAUCUACUACAGCGUCCUGCUGGGCCUGGGGCUGCCUGUCAACCUCCUGACCACAGUGGCCCUGGCCCGCCUCGCCGCCAGGACCAGGAAGCCCUCUUACUACUACCUUCUGGCGCUCACGGCCUCGGAUAUCAUCACCCAGGUAGUCAUCGUGUUCGUGGGCUUCCUCCUGCAGGGAGCCGUGCUGGCCCGAAAGGUGCCCCAGGCUGUGGUGCGCGCGGCUAACAUCCUGGAGUUUGCUGCCAACCACGCCUCAGUCUGGAUCGCAGUCCUGCUCACGGUCGACCGGUACAGCGCCCUGUGCCACCCCCUGCACCAUCGGGCCACCUCGUCCCCAGGCCGGACCCGACGGGCCAUCGCUGCUGUCCUUGGUGCUGCCCUGCUGACUGGCAUCCCCUUCUACUGGUGGAUGGAUGUGUGGAGGGACGAGGACCCCCCCAGCACACUGGACGAGGUCCUCAAGUGGGCUCACUGCCUCAUCGUCUAUUUCAUCCCUUGUGGCGUUUUCCUGGUCGCCAACUCGGCCAUUGUCUGCCAGCUACAGAGAAGGGGCCAGAGUGGGCCUCGGCCCCGGGUGAGCAAGAGCACCGCCAUCCUCCUGGGUGUCACCACGCUCUUCGCCCUCCUUUGGGCACCCCGGAUCUUUGUCAUGCUCUACCACCUGUACGUGGCCCCCGUCUACAGAGACUGGAGGGUCCACCUGGCCUUGGAUGUGGCCAACAUGGCGGCCAUGCUCAACACAGCAGUCAACUUUGGGCUCUACUCCUUUGUGAGCAAGACUUUCCGGGGCACUGUCCAAGAGGUCAUCCAUGACGCUCACCUACCCUGCACCCUGGGGUCACAGCCAGUGGGCAUGGUGGCGGAACCUGUGCUGAAGCCUGCAGGACUCCCCAGAGGGGCAGAACUGUAG